UGCGCUGGAGGCUUAUGGUAAUUGCGGUCUCCCGACUGGCCUUCUGGGUAGAGUCUGCGCGAGUGGGAGUGGAGCGAGUCGCUCGGUCUCGGCAGCGUUCAUCCAUUCUGUGCGGCACUCCCCGUACAGCUCCGCGCGUCCUCUCUGCGAACCGGGGUGUUCUCUCCGCUGAGCAGAAGAAGCAAAAGAAGAAGAAGAACACGCGGGACGGAAAGCUUCACGGAAUAACCUUCAGCAAACCUUCCCAGACACGCAAUCCGGCGCCGGGGAGGACAUGGAGUGACGGAGAGCGGGAGCGAGGGGCUUUUUCCGAGCACGGCGUGCUCCGCUGAAACCCAACAUGGCGCUGCUGCGAGGUACAGCCGAGCUGAAUUAAUUUCUCCGCGAGUCCGACGACCUCGCCACCUGUAUCCUUUGGGGGCCCGGACCGCAGGGCACAGAGGCUCCACGACUUAAAGGACCAUAACGGAUUUUCUUUUGUGGAUUUCUCUCUCUCCGGACGUUUGUUUUUCUUCCGCGUAGGAUCUUUUUGUUGCUUUAUGGCAACACAAGUGACAUUUGCAGCAGCAGAAAAGUCCGCUUGAAAUAAAAGCGAAUGGAUGAGAGUUUUUCUUAGACAAUAGAGUAAGGACAGAGAGCUUUCAUUUAAGACUUGAUUUGUUUCGUGACAAGUGGAUAACCUGUUAGACACUUUUAGUUGUUUUUUUCUCCGGCCGGGAUUGUCUCCAGCAGGCAGGAUCGUAACCGGGUUAGUCUACGUACGCACGGAUCGCUGUCCUCCCAGUUAACUUGGAAAAACAGGAAAAGGCGUGAGUAGCUGUGCACGGACGACGACUGGAACUAUCAGCAAUUAACCAGGGCAACAUCUGUUCGUGAUGUCGAUGCUGAGACACAAACCAACCUGGAACUAAGACAAGGGAACCACAUCACACACAACAUGGUGGAUGCAAGGUUAACACCACUGGCAGCCAUGGGGCUGGACCGAGGCACUCUAAUGCACGAUGGUCUUCGUCUCCAUGGUGGGGUUGUGUACCAAGGGAUCAGAGCUCUGCCUACAGAGAAGAGCCGAGAGACACCUACCCACACCCUCGCUUAUAACAGGGAUGGUAUCCCGGAGCUAAUCUACAAGCCCGAUGGCCCUCUGGACAGUCGUAAGCCCACUAAUGGAUACCUGGGCCUCUACAAGGGCGGCCCGCCAGGUCUCCACAAGCCUAUGCUGGUUCCUGGAGCUGGAGCUGAAAGUCUGGGCUUGGACCGCAGAGUAGGGCCUGGAGACAAAGCAUCUGAUCUGGGCUUGGCAAGUGCUGGUGGCAGCUACCUCCGCCUGCCAUGGCUCAGCCCUUACCCAGAAGCAAGCAUGUAUCCCUUCAUGGACACAUCCAAGUAUGCGGCUCUAAACAUGUACAAAGCCUCCUUGCUAAGCCAACCCAACCCCUAUCUUCCGCAGCACCUGGCCUACCCUUCUCUGUGUGCAGCCCAGGGAGGGAACCCUGCAGCCGCCUCUGCUGCUGAAAGACUUUACUAUAUGCCCCCCUAUCCUCCUUCUCCCAUUUCUUCCCCCCUGGUGGCACCCCCCAUGAGGAUUCCUGCAGUCACAGUUGCCCCCACAUCACUGGUACAUUGCCAGGACAAGGGGCUUGGUGUUGCACCUUCAUUUGCACAGCAGCUCCACCAACCUUCUCCUCAUCAGCACCAUCAGGCUGCAAUGGACAGGGACCGAUCCCCGAGCAGGAGCAGCAGACCAGGCAGGCCCCCCUCUAGGAAGGGGUCUAGCAACAAUACUAACACCAGUAGCACUAGAGACACCAGUGGUGGGAAUAGUAACAGUCUGCCUCCUGAUUCCUCUCCUCAUGCAUCUUCUCGCCUCCCUCAACCUCCCCCACCUCCUGCUCUCAUUGACAAUUCACUGGAUUUACAAAGACCAGUUGCUAGGAUCGGACAACCGCCAACCUCCUCCAAUUCUUCGAUAGCUGCUUCAUCUUCAUCUACACAGUCCAUUCCUCAUCCGUUCUCUGUGAGCAGCAUGGCAUCAGAGCAGCCCUCUCCUGCCCGACCCAGCCCCCACAAACACAGGCAACGAGAUGGAGCACCUGAACACAGAAAUGUAGGGGCUGAGAGGAGACCAAGCAGGUCACCCUCCAAGCCAAAUUUUGAGAGGCCCCCUCACCAAACCCAAUCUACCAAAGACUCAGCUGAAAAGCCUUUGGAUUUGUCUGGAAGAAUACUAGAGUUUGGGCCGUCUCCUAAUGGAUUUCCAGUAAAGAUGGACACUAUGGCAUCAGGCCCACGUUAUGGGCUGCCCCCUAGCAGAGAUCUCCUAAAGGAAAACCUAUCCCUGUCUCCUUCCUCUCACCCUCACUCUGUGGCCAGCAGCACUUCUUCCAAGGUCCCAGAGAGGCCAGAGAUGAUCAGCACUUUACACUCCUCCUGGGUUGUACCUAGCCCAUCUCCCUCUUCCAACGCACAGCACACACCAGGCUUACCCCCCUCUCCACGGCCUAACCCAGACCUUUCCCAAGCCAAAGGUUCCUCCCCCUCUGUCAUCAAACAUAAGAGCCUGGAGAGAGUCCUCCCUCAGCAGCGUAGUUCCUCCUGUCCAAGGAUAGGAGAGCCCAACCACAAUGUUCCCUCCACCCAACACUCCUCUAUGGUCAAUUCAAGGCCUAUUUCCCCUAAACCUAACGGUGAGUGGGUCAAACACAGCCCCAGCCAAUCAGAACACCCACCAGGCAUGAGCCACCACAGAGAGGGAGCAGAGAAGUCCUCCCAGGCCACUAAGAGAAGUGAAACAACCCAAGAUCUACCAUCUUACAAAAGGCCCUGUUUGGAGAACGGUCACCCUCCUGGCCACCUUUACCUUCCUCAAAAUGAUGCCUACCUGAACCACAGUUUGGCUUACGCCAAUAGAUACCUGCACUACCCAAUACCUGAUGGCAUGGCUCUACACUCCCUACCGAUAACAGGGAAAGGCCCAGUCUAUCCUCACCCAGUGUUGCUGGGCAGCAACAGCCUUUACCCAACCCACUUGGCAGCAAAACACCCUUUACCCUAUCAUAACCUCCAAGCUGGUCCAGGAGGGGAAUACCUCACUUAUAACUCACAGGAGAUGGCCCAUCCCCUCAUGCAGGCUCACCCAGACAACAAGCUGCCAGAAAGAGGAGAUGCAACUCUGAAGCCGCGGGGACAGGAGAAAUCUCGAGGCGGUAUUGAAGAGACUGGUGAUGGAAGUCAGUUAAAGCAGGAUAGGGAAACAGGAGCACUUGGCGGCAGCCAAAGCAAAACCUCCUUUUCCUCUGCAGUAUCCAGAGAAAAGAUUGUCUGCAUUGACCUUGUACACUCAGACACAGAUGUUGAGUCUACGCCAACAGUCCACAAGCAGUCCUCUGCUGAGACCAGCACAAAGGUUAACCAAAAUGAAUGUUGUCAUAGUAACCAAAUUUUGACAAAGACUGACUACGAGCCAAAACACCAACAGCACCCAUCCCAUCCUUAUUCAAUCCAAUCCAGACAGAGCCCCACCCUGAGGCCCAAUCACACUGAACGACAGCCAGAAUCUCCUUUUGGGAAAACAAAAGUUACUCAAGACACGAGCUGUCCCGGGGUAACAUCCAGCACAUCCCUAACUUCUCCGGGAGAGGACGCCCAAGCCGAGGAGAGCCAGGAUGAACCUCGGAGCCCCAGCCCCGACCCUGGUGACCAAGACCAGAGCACGUUGCGCUGUGCCCGCACAUCUGGGUUGUUCAGCUCUGGUAAGGACAAAGCGGACAGAGACCGCCGAGCUUUCCACCUCACUCAGCACUACGCGGAGGUGGAGAAGGAGGAGACGGAAAGCACGGCAGAGACUGAAAAGGAAGACAGUAUUGUUGAUCUGGGGGAGUCACAAGGAGAAGGGGAUGAGACUGAGGACGAGUGUGGCCAUGGUUCAUCAAGAAGCGCUCGUAGAUCCAGUCUGGCCAAGAGGAUCGCAAACUCCUCGGGCUAUGUUGGCGACCGCUUUAAAUGUGUCACCACUGAGCUGUAUGCUGACUCCAGCAAGCUGAGCCGUGAACAGAGAGCUCUGCAGAUGGAAGUCAUAUCACGAGAGGGGAGUAAUAUAAGUCAACCUGCAGCUAACUGGGAGCGGGCUAUGAUGCGGUUCUCGGAGCUGGAGCUGAAGGAGAAGGAGGGCAGCGGUGUGUGUGUGUCUGCCUCAGCAGCGGCAGCAGGACGGGAGCUGGCAGACGGCCAGCGCAGAGAGCGAGUGCUGGAACACUGCCAACACACCACCAGGCAGGGAGAGAGGGAGGGUGUCCAGCCGGCAUUCCCAAACAACCGAGUUCCAGUCCUCCAGAGGUGUGCAGGCCAGAAGGAGCCUUUGUCCCCAGGGCACGGAGCUCGAGAUGGGGUCAGAGGAGCCAGCCAAGGGAUGCACAAGGAUGGAGCCAGAAAGGGGACAAGGGAGUCUGAGGGAGGUCAUUGUGUUCCUCCUACUUUGACACCGAUAAAAGGAUACCCUGAUGAGAGAGUGAACCACAGUUUCGGACUCAACAGAAAGCGUCCGCUCAAAUUCGAACAGGACGACUCAGAGAGAGAGGAAGAGGAGAGGCUGUCCCACCCAGAGAAAAGAGCCAAGAUUUGUACUGACGGGCGCGAGCAGGCCUGUCCCAGCGAAGACGAAGACGACGAGGUGCGAAAGCUCAAAGUCUGCAUCGAGCUGAAGGGACUGAGACUCAGCAAGCCCGCUGCCGGCGCAGCAUCACCUGACAGGUUUCACAUCAAACAGGAGAGGCCGUGGCCCCAACCCAGACUGGUGCCUCCGACCCAGAAUGUGCGAGAGCGAAAGAUUAGGGCCGGCGAGGCUGAGGACAGAGCUGCAGCACAGAGAGCCGAGAUCAACAGGAAAUGGGGCUGCGACAAGCUGCUUAAUGGAGUAGCUGCUUCUCCCCUUCCCCCCGGCCAAGUGAAGGACAGAGCGCAACCGCUGGGCCCCUUCUCAGGUGACCGUGGCCUCAAGGAGCCCAGGAGGGGCCCCCCUUCGCCUGCCCCAGAGCCGUCCAUGGGAGGCACCCCUCCCCUCAAGUCCCGUCGUCAUAGUGACACCGACAAACCCAAGGGCAAGCGGCCGUGCAAGACCAAACACACCAGUCAGAGGGAGCGGGAGAAGAAGAAAGAGGCCACACCUAGCAGCCCAGGCCAGCGGUGUGCAGCUGAUCUGGGAGCAGCUGAGGAUGACAAGCUGAGCGAGCAGCGCGGCGCUCUGAGGAAAGGAGCCGCCUCUCCUAAUCAUUAUCCCUGCUCUCCAGUCAAGCCCUGCUCCCCCGCCGCGCUCUGUCCGCCCUCCCUCCAGCCCCAGGCCAACGGCAGAGCAGGCGCUGUCCCUCCAGAGGCGGUGGGGGCGCACAGGACCCCCCCUGCCGAGCCCCCUGCAGUGCGUCCGAUCCCGCCAGAGGCUCGCCGGCUGAUCGUGAACAAGAACGCCGGGGAGACUCUGCUCCAGAGAGCCGCACGACUCGGCUACGAGGAGGUGGUGCUGUACUGUCUGGAGAACAGAGUAUGCGAGGUGAAUCAUAGAGACUACGCCGGGUACUGUGCUCUCCACGAGGCGUGCGCUCGUGGCUGGCUUAGCAUCGUCCAGCACCUGCUGGAUUACGGGGCUGACAUCAACUGCAGUGCACAGGAUGGCACCAGGCCGAUUCAUGAUGCUGUGGAGAACGACCACCUGGACGUGGUGCGAAUCCUGCUCUCUUAUGGCGCUGACCCAACCCUCGCCACAUAUUCAGGCCGGGGUCUGCUGAAGAUGACCCACAGUGACAGCAUGGAGCGCUUCCUCACCGAUUAUUUUGCCGACCUUCAGGGCCGCUCGGAUGACGACCCAGGGAUUUAUUGGGAAUUCUAUGGCAGCGCUGUGUGUGAAUCAAGCGAGGAGGGUGGUGUCUAUGACAUCCUGGCUGACCCUCCAGGCCCAGAGGAUGAAGAUGAGGAGGAUAAAAGGGAGGUGUUUGAGUUUGAGUUCUCUGACCGACCUCUGCUGCCUUGUUACAACAUCCAGGUUUCCCUCUCCCAGGGGCCGAGAAACUGGCUGCUGCUCUCUGAUGUGCUCCGCCGGUUGAGGAUGUCCGCCCGAGGUUUCCGACAGGCCUUCCCCCACAUGGAGGUGGUGACAGUGGCCGAGGCUGAGUUUUACCGGCAGGCAUCUUUGUCGCAGCUCUUCUCCUGCCCUGAGGAGCUGGAGGGCUUCCAGCCCGACAGUAAGGACCUGUUGGACCUGGUGGAAGACAGCGCUGAGCUGGCCGCUCUGCUUGGCUCCUCCCUGGAGUGUUUGGACGACCACUGGGACCGUGUGGGGGAAAAACUGAAGGACAAAAUUAAGGCUGUGGGCAAGUUAGGCUCGUCCUGACCCCUGAGGCUUCUUCACCUGGACUUUAACCCUUAGUGACUGCAUUUUUCUUUAGAACCAUCCAGGGGUCAUGAUGUUUUGCCUUAGCCCCGACCCUUAGCUCCCACAGCUCGGCUUUGAAUCAGCACUGGUGCACUGUACAGACGGACUGAUCUGCUAGCUGACCGGACUGCUGAAACCCUCUGUUAUCUGAGUUUCAGAAGAUUUGUGACUUAAUAAUGGUCUUAUUUUUAUAAAUUAAUAUAUGUAUAAAUUCAUAAAUAUAUAUAAAUAAAUAUAUAGAUAAUAUGGAGAUUUUUUUGGUUCUGAUGUUGCUCACGACUCCUCUCUGAGAGACUGUAUUUAUGUUGUCAGCGGAGUGUGUGAGCUCGCAGCACACUGUGCCUGUGUGUAGCUGUACAGGAUAAACUGAGGCUGUGCUAUUGAAUGUGGUAUUUGUGUUUAUAGGAAGCACAUGAUGUCCUGUUUUUUUUUUUCCUCAGACUUUAGCGCUGGCUUUGGCCUCAGGGGCGAUCUGUUGUAUCUUUUCUUCAUUUUAGCGUAAAGGUUCGGCUUCCUGCUUAGUCUGUAAUUUAACACAAAAAACUACAAACUGUUUGUAUAAUAAAGUUUUAAGAUAAUGUUGAUAAUUACCCUGCGGCACAGAGCUUGUACAUAACAAGGAGGCUACUGCAGUAAAGUCAUUUUUGUGUGUUCAUUUUUUGUUUUAACUUUGUAAUUAAAAUAUCUCAUAAUUUGUAUUUAUAUUUUACAAAGAAGUUGCUUUAAAAUAAAUAUACAAACUGCAAGAGAAAUCGAGUUCUGUGCCUUUUUUUGCAUGUUUUCACUUAAAUUGGGUUGUGGGGCCGAGGAUGGAAAUUGCACACUGCCCAGUAAUAUACACAUUGUGUCCCUUGAUUGCCGUGUACUACUUCUGUACGUCUCUGAGAUGAUAAAAUCUAAAUAAUCCUGUA
Notolabrus celidotus (New Zealand spotty) is the source of this 7329-nucleotide messenger RNA. It is a transcript of the gene bcor, whose product is annotated as BCL6 corepressor. The record is from RefSeq and is a predicted model, not a curated record. Gene Ontology annotation, molecular function: transcription corepressor activity; protein binding. The coding region runs from base 938 to 6376 and encodes 1812 amino acids. Gene Ontology annotation, biological process: negative regulation of transcription by RNA polymerase II. Gene Ontology annotation, cellular component: nucleus. The transcript is spliced from 14 exons. Lineage: Eukaryota; Metazoa; Chordata; Actinopteri; Labriformes; Labridae.